This is a messenger RNA of Vidua chalybeata, 2047 nucleotides long. It is a transcript of the gene GRAP2, whose product is annotated as GRB2 related adaptor protein 2. Gene Ontology annotation, molecular function: protein binding. The transcript is spliced from 8 exons. The coding region runs from base 95 to 985 and encodes 296 amino acids. The record is from RefSeq and is a predicted model, not a curated record. Lineage: Eukaryota; Metazoa; Chordata; Aves; Passeriformes; Viduidae.
CUGGAGACGUGUGCAAUUUGUUAUGCUUCUGGCAUACAAAUAGAACCUUUUUGCAUAUGGUUCCAUUAACUUUUCUCUGCCCCCAAGACACGAUAUGGAAGCCAUCGCCAAGUUUGAUUUCACUGCUUCUGGAGAAGACGAGUUGAGCUUCCAGGCUGGGGAUAUGUUGAAGAUUUUGAGCUCCCAGGAAGAGUGGUACAAGGCUGAGCUCAGAAGUCACGAGGGCUACGUUCCUAAGAACUUCAUUGAUUUCCAUGUUCCCCCCUGGUUUGAUGAGAAGAUAUCCCGCCACGAAGCAGAGAACCUUCUCAUGAGCAAAGGAGUUGGCUGCUUCAUUGUCCGAGCCAGUCAGAACUCUCAUGGUGACUUCUCCAUCUCUGUCAGGCAUGAAGAUGAUGUACAACACUUCAAAGUGAUGAGGGAUUCAAAGGGUAGCUAUUACUUGUGGACAGAGAAAUUCCACUCGCUAAACAAACUGGUGGACUACUACAAGACAACUUCCAUCUCCAGGCAGAAGCAGAUCUUCCUAAGGGACAACAGCCAAGAAGAAAAGGAGAGGCGUGGUGGGAGCCUGGAACGGAUAGGUCGGGAAGGAUUCCACGUGGGAGGAGCAGCUGGAGAAGAUCAUUCUUCUAUAUCCAAGAGAUAUGUAGAGCAUCCUUUACCCAUACUGCAGCAGCAACAGGAAAGAUAUGGCGGGAGUCUGGACAGGCAAGACGUGAUGCAUAGACUAAGGGAUCUUGGCCAAGGAAGUGCAGGAGCUAUGCAACGGAGACACACAGACCCACUGCACCAGCAGAUACCGAGAACGCUCUGGGUCCGUGCCUUGUAUGACUUUGAUGCGAUGGAGCACGAUGAGCUGGGCUUCCGCAGUGGGGACAUCGUAGAGGUCCUGGACAGCUCCAACCCAUCCUGGUGGAAAGGACGCCUGCGUGGGGAACUGGGUCUCUUCCCUGCCAACUAUGUCACACCAGUGUUGCUGUGAGAGCACAGUAUGGCCCAGAGGGCUCUGCUGGAGCUGCUCUUCUGACAUGACAGGGACAGAGAAGGAGUGCAUCUUCCCUUGCCACCAGGACAUACAUUGGUUUUUAUUUUGUAUUAAUUUAUUGGCAAUUGAUCUUUUGAAAUGUUAGUAUGAAAGAGAACCCUUUGAAGAAGAAAUAUUUUUAACCCUUUUUUUCACAGUCAUGAAGGGAAGGGAGCAAAAAUCUUGGACUGUUCAUUGAGACUUUGCUGGGUCCUCCCUGCCCUGUCACCUCUUUGGCUAGCUAUUGAUAAGCUCCUGCAAUUAGGUUUAUUUUGUGAAAAUGCCCCUUAGGAAAGUCAGGCUUCAGGUUAACUUCAGAUUCAGUAUUCAGGUAGCCUUAUCCCUUCAUUUUGGAUCUGGUAGCAGUCAUAGUCUCUUCAGGCUCCAUUCUACCUUUCUGUCAGAGGCAGGAGGGAUGCCCACAUGCAUUAAAUGAUCCUUGGCAACCACAUUCAUCCUUCAGUUAGGGCUUUAGGUUGAGGUCAAGACAAUCUAGGUUUUUCUUAAUAGUUUCUGGCUUUCUUCUAGUUUAACUAUUUUCUUAAUAGUUUCUGUCUUACCCACCUCACACUGUGUGUAUUGACUGUAUGGAUAUACCAGAGGAAGGGGAGGAGCCCUGUAAGCUUUUGUACAAACAUGCAAGUGGUGAAGGUAUGGGAGGGCAAGAAGCUUUCUUUGCUUCUUCUCAUAGGCCUGCUCUUCUUUCUGUACCCCCUAACAACUUACCCAUUUUCAAGCUGCUCUCUUAGGUACCUACACUUGAGCUAGAUAGCCUGAGUAGAGCAGAUCAGGCCCUUCAGCUAAAUUAGUAUCCAGUGGAUUGGAUAACAGUUAAUAUCCCUCACUGGUUCCUUUUGUAGAACUGAACUGGGGAGGGAUUGGAGAGGUUUCUCUGGUUUGGUGGCAAAAGUUCUUUCCCUGAGAACUUGCUGUGUUGAGGAUCACCAUGUACACAACUCUGGCUUGCUAGAGAAAUGUCUCGUGCAUCAGGUUAAGCUGUUAUUUUACAGUAUGCAGAGA